AUGACAUGUGAGGAUUAUGGGGGAAGGGUCCUCUGGAAAGAUGCAACCUCAAGGGUGGGCCUGGUUCUAUCCUUUAGGCCCUACGUGGUCUUCCAGAGACAUGCCCCUGAGCCAGAUCUAGGGGACAGUACUGCCCAGCCCCAAGACCCGGAAGUGGUCUUUGGAGAUGUUUCCGGGAAGACUGCCGCGAGGCGUGUGGACAGGGACGGACUCCUCAGUGGCCAGCAGCUUGUUAGUCCCAGGCGGCGUCGCAGGCGUGAGCCCCGCCCAGCAGGCCUCGUGGUUUUAGGGAAUAGGGGGGUAGAACAGCUCGCCCGAGCAGGCUGCUCACCCAUACUCUUGCUCCCUAGCAGUGCCCCUGGCUCGCCUGUAUCAUUCUGGACUUCGGGGCUUGAGAGGCAAGGGCUACGCUCCGGGCAUUCUGGACUUCGCCUGUAUCAUUCUGGACUUCGGGGCUUGAGAGGCAAGGGCUACGACGCUCCGGGCAUUCGUGGGCCUGACAAGGCCCGCCCGGCCCUCGCCCUGGAGGCCUUUGGGUGCCUGGCCUGGGGCUACACCAGCCGCCUGUGGGAGCAGCUGCGGCAGUUCUGGAUCGACCACUGCUCGCGGCGCUUCUCACCGCGACGCCCGCCGCUGCGCCGCAUCUCCUCCAUGUCUACCUUCUACCUGUUGGACCACCAGACGCGCCAGGCGGAACUAGGCCUCAGCUAUGGCUUGCCCCGCACGCGCCUCAGCGACGAGGCCUUCGUGUUCCGCGGUGGACGGUGGACCGCCGAAGGCCAGCCAGUGUGGUCGCGGCCGCAGCUGCCCUCGCAGACCAUCGCCGGCUGGAAGGCACAGAUGCAGCGAGUCAAAAGCCAAGUGCUGCUGGAGGAGAAUAACUACCUGAGGCUGCAGCAGGAACUGCUUAUGGACAUGCUGACGGAGACCACAGCCCGAAUGCACCUGCUGGAGAAGAAGCUCGACCAAGGGGCAAGCCCGGCUGCCGCGGCGUGCGCCUGGCAAAGGAAGACGCGCAAGCGCGAAGGCGCGGGCAGCCUGCCCAUGCUCGAGCCGCGGGCUCCGGAGUCGCGGUGACUCAAUAAAACCCGUGCGGCGCAUGCGCACCUCGCUCGCACCUCAGGCGCGUCGCUCCGGAGGGCAGGCACUGACCGGGCUCCCGGCGAGCAUUGCGCACGCUGCGUGCGUGCAGGGAAGAUCACUUCCGGCCUGUGGUGGACCGGGAACUCCCCAAAAGCCGGUCUCGGGAGGAUGCGAUAGGGGUGUGUAGGAAGAAGUUUGCAGGCCGCUGGGAACGCGGAGUGGGAGCCAGGCCGGCAACAGGCAGUGUCUAGGGGGCGAGGAUGGCAGGCGGUGAAAGGCAGUGACAGUGAUGGCUUUCUUGGCCUAAGGGACGGAGGACAAAAGUCCGGGAGGCGGGGAAACCCGGGCUCAGGCAGGGAGGGUGCGGUUGGGCGGGCGGGUCAAGGACCUUGCACUUGGCCCUUCCCUCCUUGAGGCGCUCCCUGGAGGGGUUUCAGUCUGAUUCAGGAUAAGAAUGUAUUUUACGACCUGGAAACUGUUUCGAGACAGAAGCCUUCUCGAAACUUGGGGCUCUGCCUCUCCGUCCUGGCUGGAUGGCUUUUGGUGAGACACUUUCCUGGCUUCUUUCUAAAAUGACUGGUCGGAAAAAAAAUAAAUAAAUAAAAUGACUGGUCGGGGAUACAGAUAAGCGCUCUCUAGAGCUGAUGUAGUGCACAGAUAAGAUUUGCUCAAUCCACUUUUUUUACAGUUUUGUGUGAGUUGCCCACACGUACGAAUUUGGAGAUUUCCCAUUAAAAAUCCAGAUUUUCUGUGUUCUCCUGAAAACCCAGGAAAUUUAGCCAUCACGGACCUUGGUUUUGCCCAAUAGCAAUUGCCUCCUGGUCAGCUUCACUCAUUUCCUCCUAUAGGUGUCUGAUUUUUGAUCUGCUUCUAGAUCCAUUCCAGAUGGGUGUUCUCUCCCUGAAAAUGGGGACCCCCUCUCUGUGCCCAAGGUAUCGAAUCGGUGCCUUUGGUGAGUGUGUUGUACUUGUGAGUGAUGUGGCUGCACCAGGAGGUGAUGACACUGGCCCUUGGUAUCUGCAAACUUUCCUUGGAAUACAGACAGGCGAUGUCAGCAUGCAGUAAGUCCAGAAAGAUUCCAAAACAUUUCCCUAGAGCCACGUGAAAUCUUUGAGAGAAGUGGGUGUCCUGCCUUACCUUAACUUGCUUUCAGGAGAAAGACUAGGGGUUACUAAACCAUUACUUUGUACAAAAUGUGGCCAAAACAACACAGAC
Dama dama (fallow deer) is the source of this 2298-nucleotide messenger RNA. RefSeq names its product chibby family member 3 (gene CBY3). The coding region runs from base 1 to 1077 and encodes 358 amino acids. The record is from RefSeq and is a predicted model, not a curated record. The transcript is spliced from 2 exons. Lineage: Eukaryota; Metazoa; Chordata; Mammalia; Artiodactyla; Cervidae.